UUUAGAUGCGUGUAAUAUGUAAAGAGAAAAUGAAGAAUAUGUCUUAUUAUUUUGCAUUCGUGCUUGACUUGGUUUGACAAUAGUGCCGAGACACAUCGUUGGGUCUGUUCCUCUCAGCUAGAGCCGUUGGCGUGUUGGCAGUUGCCAAUUGGCGAUAUGAGAAGUUGCAGUUUCGUGACUAUGUAUUCACCGAAUUAUUAUGUCAUUACAUUUUCUAUAAAUAAAUGCAUAGAAUUCCCAUUAUGACUUUCGAACAUUUUUACUCAAAUAUCAUAUAUGUCCGUAUUUCUGGACAUAUCUGAUAAAAAAAAGUAAAUAAUCAGAUGGAUGCAUCUGGUAUCGUUGGAGGUGUAGGCUGGCCGCGGGCGGGAAAUUCAGUCCAGGAAUGAAUUUGAAAUCUACGGACCUACUUCGCACUCUUCAGCUCAUCCUUAGUUUUAAUGAGAUGUCUCGAGAUGACAGCACCAUUCGUCGCACCGUUUCCAGAUUUGCAAGCCAAGCUCGCAACAUUAUAAUGAAUGUUCAUCGUUACUUCAGCUCACAGUGGGGAGCAGACUCAAGAAAUGAAGUAUUUGAGAAGACCACCAAAGCUACAGGAGUGCCAACCAACACAGUGAAAAAAAUCAAGCGACACUCAUCUGAGUGUGGUAACGUCCCCUUCGCUUCACCUGUAUAUCCCAGGAAGAGGAUCCGAGUGAAGGACAAGGUGGAUAGUUUUGAAAAUGAGUGUAUUCGGAAGGAGAUUUUGUCUUUUUACGAGAGAGGAGAGCUCCCAACGUUAGAUGCCCUACUGGAAAAAGUGAAGGAAGACCCGGUAAAGUUUAAUGGUGGAAGAACAACGUUAUGGAAAAUUGUGAGAAGGCUUGGAUUCCGGUACAAAAAAGUGACGAGUGGAAGAGCAAUUUUAAUGGAACGUGAUGAUAUAGUGGCAGCGAGAACUGAAUACCUACGUUUAAUUGAAAAGAAUAGGAAUUGUAGUCCAACUGAACGUAAACCUGAAGUAUUCCUGGAUGAAACUUGGAUAAACCAAAAUGAAUGUGUACGUCAGUGUUGGACAACGGGUGAAGGCGAAAUAGGACCCAAACUUAAGACUGGAAAGGGGUCAAGAUUUAUUGUGGUGCACGCGGGGAGUGAGAAGGGGUUUGUCAAAGAUGCGCUAUUGUUGUUUAGGUCAAAAAAUGGUGCCAAAGGGGACUACCAUGAUUCCAUUGACCAUGAAAGGUUUUUAAAGUGGUUUAAGGAACAACUAUUGCCUAAUAUAGAAGACAGAUCUCUAAUCAUAAUGGACAAUGGUCCCUACCAUAGCAAAAUAGAAAAUAAAGUGCCAACAACCAGCAACAGAAAAAGUGAAGUCAUACAGUGGCUUUCUUCUAAUAACGUCACCUACGACCCAUCAGCAACAAAGCCAAAAUUGCUGCAGAUUGCCAAGUGUCACAAAGAAAAACAGAGGUAUGUGAUUAUAGUAUUCUCAUACUGAGGACGUACUAGCUCUGAAGCAUUGUUAAUACAAACAAGUGCAGCUUAACAACUUAAAAGGAUUAACAACUUUAAGAAUAACAAGCACUUCUGCUAAAUAAGAAAUUCUAAACAUAUAUAUAUUACAGUGAUAGAUGAGAUAGCCCGUACAAAUGGUCAUGAUGUGCUCAGACUGCCACCAUAUUAUUGUCAGUUUAACCCCAUAGAACUUAUAUGGGCUCAAAUAAAGGGGGAUAUCAGAAAAAAUAACUCUAAUGCAAAUCAAUCUUUGAAAACUGUUGAGCAGCUUACGAGACUGGCGAUAGACAAAGUUACAACAGAAGACUGGAAGAAAUGUUUUCACCACGUUAAGAAAUUAGAAGAUGAUUAUAGGAGGAAAGAUGUUGCUAGAGAGCAUAUGUUUGGAAGUUUUGUUAUUGACAUUGGAGAUGACGAAACUGACAGUGAUGAUAUUGAUAGUAGGGAGGAUGACAGUGAUGAUAUAUAUCAAUGAUUUUCCUUUUUUUUUUUUUAAGUUGAAGACCUAACAGUGUUUCUAUAGUUUUCCAAUUUUUAGAUAGGCAAUUUCAUAACUACAGUAUAUCCAUAUGAGUCCUUUUUUUAAAUAUUUAAUGGCAUAACAAUGUACAUAUCUGUUUAUAAAUUCUUUUUACUUGGUUUUAAUAGAAAAGGGGAUAUCAAUGUAUCUAUAAUUUCCCAUUGUUUUUGUUCCAAUUGGUAAUGACAUGACUAUGUAUAUAUGUAUGAUUUUCCUUUAUUUAUUUUUUAAA
Molecule: messenger RNA, 2246 nt
Organism: Macrobrachium nipponense
Lineage: Eukaryota; Metazoa; Arthropoda; Malacostraca; Decapoda; Palaemonidae
Exons: 2
Coding region: 386-1477 (363 amino acids)
Molecular function (GO): nucleic acid binding
Source: RefSeq, a predicted model, not a curated record